Messenger RNA from Aspergillus saccharolyticus JOP 1030-1, 4140 nucleotides. RefSeq names its product putative AT DNA binding protein. The coding region runs from base 215 to 3688 and encodes 1157 amino acids. Gene Ontology annotation, molecular function: DNA binding. NCBI's taxonomy places the organism in Eukaryota, Fungi, Ascomycota, Eurotiomycetes, Eurotiales, Aspergillaceae. The record is from RefSeq and is a predicted model, not a curated record. The transcript has a single exon.
CACUCAGUUUCCCCCUUCCCCUCAUCGUGGAACUAGUGAGUCCUGUCCGAACAUUGAGAUUCGCGCCUUGCUUGAUUUAUGCUUGUGUCUCCCAUGAGAUCAAAGCCGCUGUCUAGCGCCCGGCGGUGGUUGAUCCUGUCUGUUCAAAUAGACGCGACGGGCGAAACUUGAGAGUCGCCCCUCCCAUGGCCUGCAGCUGUCUUUAUACCCCGAUAUGUCCUCUAGCACCUCGAGCUCCUCCCCGGACAUUCUUGGGCCAUCUGGCGAUAGUGAUUAUCUAAUCUCCUCGCCCUUCAAACCGUUCACGGGCCGUCAGAGCUUCAUGUCGCCUGCUGACUUUAACCUCCUCCAGAGUCCGCGGACGACAAAACGGAACAGACGCUCGCGGCUCAACCUCACCUCUGGUGCCCAUUCCUUCGAAUUCAACGAUGUUGUUCUCCCGGCCUCGCCGAAUCUGAAACGAACCGGGAAACAACAAGCUUUGUCCCCCGAUAAGCUUCAGUCCGAUGGGAAUGUCAGUCCCUGGAGGAUUCGUGUGACUUUGGAAGCCACGCAAGAUCAGGAGAACAACAACGAUUACGGAAGCCCGACGCGAAAUCGGCCCAGGCCAUCGACCAUGACCACAAAAAUACCACUCAAAGAUGAAUCCGAGCAGACGCCUCGAAGGCGCAGAGGCCGCCCAAGGAAGUCCGAUACACUAUUACUGGAUGCCAUUCCAGCCGCGGGCAGCCCUGGUCAUACGCCAGGUCCACCUGGGUCCGUGCAGAAGAGAAAACGUGGUCGCCCCAGGAAGACCCCGCUGAAGCCGGCUGCGGCGACGCGACUAGAACGCGAAAUGGGAACAUUAGACAUUGAGAUGGAUACUCCAACCGCUGAGUCUCGAUCGCGUUGGAGCCCCUUGGAUCUUGCCGGAGACGCAGGGUCAGACGGGGAUGAUGUCGGUUCUCCCGAAGACGAAGAGAUGGUCGAUAUCUUCGAGGAUGAGCUCUCUCCGGAACAGCCUGCAGUGGCCACCCGCAACAACACCACUCCGCGCGUGGCAUUCGAACCCACAUAUGAUACCCCAAGUGUUGACCAUCUAGACAACGAAGAAUACAACUUGAAUUCAACCCCAUCUAAAAUGCCGUCUCCCGUGCGCGAAGCACAGCCCAGCGCUUCCCAAAGCACAUUACAUGCUGGUCAUACACCCAGACCGCCACGCCUAUAUCCCACUCCAACAACAUCUUCACCAAUUCUGGGGGAGGAGACGCAGGAGCAUACUCAAAAGACGACUGCGCCUAGCAGUAGUCGCCGUGCAAGUAGAUUGUACAGGAGGAACGAUCCGACGGAUGUACAUAAAGAAUUCGACUCAAUCAUGGAAAGUGAAGGAUUCAGUAUGGUCUCACUGGACACUCUUCCAUCGGCUAAGCAACACGGCAUCGGCGGUGAUGUUAAUGAAAAAGUCGCCAAGAAUGCUCUCAAGCCUUUCCUGAAGCGAGAAUCCAACGGCGUCCUAAAGCAGAGAACAUCGGUUUCCCCGGCCAUUAAUGACGAUAACGGUUCCGCCUCUCGCCCAGAACUGGAGCCAAGACCGGAGAAUCAGGCUGAAGACUAUCCUCGCAUGCGCUCCGCUCGCUCCGUCGAAUCCGAUUCUUCCGCUCAGCGCGCAUCUGGCGCUAGACCAGCCUCGACGCGAAAUAUGCGCUCUUCCUCUGCCGGUUCGACAUCGCAACCCGGCCAGAGAGGGCAGAGGCCACUGCUUAGGCUUGUCCGCAUUGUACGCGCAGGUAUCAUUCUGCAGGGACCUCUUACCGAAUCGAAGGAGCAGCGUUUUGCACGAGAUCCUAAUUCCGCGCUAACCGCGAACCAACAGCGGUUGCAACUUCUUUUCCGAGAUUUGAAUCCUCAAAGUCAGCAAGUACUGCGGGCAGGCUUAGCUUUUGGACUUGAACUUGCGAAGCAGAGACUAGCGGAAAAAGGCAUACAGCAAAUAGCAGCAGACGCUGAGCUGGAUGUGCAAACGGCACCACGGAGCAGAGAGGCCACUUACUCCGAGUCACCCCAGCAGGCGCUGAGCGGGGCAGACUUUGAUACCCCCGGCUCAGUCAUGAGGCAACGGAUGGAAGAAUGGCAACGUGAAAGGGACGCCAUCAGUCGAGAAAUCCAAAUGGCGAACUCCAGUCAAGUCAUUGUGAUCGAUAGCGACAGGAGUGACCAGUCAGAUGUUUCAGUCGAGCAUGAAGAAUACGGGAACGAGGCGGAUGAUUUCAACAAUGAAGCCGAGACCGCACGGAAACAGGAUGCCCACGUAGAGUCAGACCAAGCGAACGAGGAAGAUGACGAUGAGGGUUACGAGGACAUUUGGCAGCAAGAGGCAAUGGAGCAAGGCAACCAAUCGCAUCACUUGUCUGUGCAUGACGAGAAUUGGAAUGACCUUCAACCUCGAGAGGGCGAGAUCAGCCCUUGGAAAACCGGUUGGACCCCCGCACGCAGUCAGGCAGGGGGACUAUACUCUCCGGCUCACUGGACUAAAGAGCACGAAACAGUGCCAUUUCUGGGCCGUUCAAGAGUCACGCAGCUGCGGGAGGCAGAGGUGGAUCUUACAAACCUAUACCGCGCCGAUCCCACUCCGAAGCGUCGCCGCUACUACUAUGGAAAUAGUUCUCCUUCGAGUAGCGCAAAGGGAUCACCGUCAGAAGGUGGCUCGCCAUUAGAUCAAGCACCCGAUCGGCAAGACUUCCACGAUGAUGCGUCCGAACAUGAGCAUCUGUCAGAACACUCGAUCGAGUUUGGCUCUCACAGUGACUUGGAAGACGAAACGUUUCAGAUUGACCCCACCACUAGAUUGGAGAUGGCGAGACAGAACGGUAGAGCAGAAAACAUCAGAGAUAAUGUCGAAAGUCUUGCCGAUGCCGCUGUAGCCGAGGGGCAAAUCUCUGGAGCUGCAGCGGACAACACUCCCGAACCCCCACGACGAGCCAGCCCAGAGAACCAAGCAUCAUCCUGGUUUCAGAAGAUUACUAGCCUGACACCUGGAUGGCUCAGAGCGCCCAAAUCUCUCAGACUAGCUUCCCCAAGAGAGAAGAGUUCAGUAAUCCACGACGAUGACGACAACGACGACGACGACGAAGCAGCAACCACGACAAGACCACCACAUACUCGUGAUGAUGCCUACUCGGAGCGCAUAGAGGAAAAUCUACCAACGUCGUCCGGACGACAACGCUUCGGCUUCUACGAUUCAUUGGAAGAUACGCGAGACCCUUUCUACGAAGAAGUUAGAGAGACAAGGCACAAGCGUCCAACCACUCGCUACUCCGGGCAGUUUUCGGAUGACCACUAUCGCUUAUUGCAUAAUCUUUACCGCAUGUCUAAGAAGCAUCCUGAACGCUUCCCUUAUUAUCCGGCUGCUGGCCGUACCGAUAUCAUUGGGGAUUGGAUCUGGACGUCAGACGGAGUCUUCGGUGUUCCGGUCACGGAGGAACAAUUUGCAGUCAUUGACAGGUUCGCUCAGCAGGUCUCUCGAGACGACAUCAUGGCCGGCGGCACGGGUCAGAUUACUUGGACGGAGGCCGACUUGCAUAGAAGAUUAAUCAGCAUUAUCAUUGGCGAGCAGAUUAGAAAGGAACGGCGGCCGAUGCGCUACAGGGAUCAUCCGGGGAGAGGCAACCCUCGAGGCAGGGACACAGUCUAUGAGACGUGGCGCAGAUGAAGGUCCAGAGCUGCACGUCGCUUGGUCACUGACGUGCAAACCCCGACAUAAUGAUUGUCUGGAAACCAGACUUGGUCUCCGCUGGCACCUGAGCUAGCGUAUGCUGCAAUGAGUUCUAUUCUUGAUGCAACUUUUCGGGUCGUUACGGAGUGGCAAAGCGGUGGCCGGGGUGAAUUUCUCGUUCGCAUUGAGUUGGCAGGCUUACUUUUUCCCUUUCCGCGUGCUUUUUUGGUAUUGCACGUACUUUGCACAUGUACAGUACUAUUCCCCCUUGCUCUUUGGGUUCUUUAGGUUGGGCGUCUAAGGUUGGCCGCGGACGAGUCAGCCGCCAGAGCAUUCAUUUCUUGCUUCUUGUUAAUAUAUGGAUUGAACUCCUGUGACAUCAUUGGUGUAUGGAUUUGACUUUUUUCGCACUCCAGCGUAUGCUCUCGAUCUGGUUUGCAAACCUUUUU